Messenger RNA from Cylicocyclus nassatus, 551 nucleotides. NCBI's taxonomy places the organism in Eukaryota, Metazoa, Nematoda, Chromadorea, Rhabditida, Strongylidae. The record is from the annotation of a GenBank genome assembly.
AGGAUUCAACACAAAACGGAACGUUUCACUGUUCGGAAAAUAGUCAGAAAGAGGUAGAGUUCAUGCACGAGCACGAUGUAUAUCGUUUGUAUGCGGAAAACGACGUUAUGCAAGUUUUGACGCUUCCUUAUAAAGAUCCCACUUACGCAUUGAGUAUAUUGCUCCCAAAGAAACGGUUUGCUCUCGAUGCAAUUAGAAAUAAGACCAGCGGAGCAGAAUUACGAAGACUGUUGAACCAAGCUAAGAUUAAACUAAUGAAGAUUUCAUUACCAAAAAUGAAAAUCGAAACGAAAUUUGAGCUGAAAAAAGCGCUCAUAUCGAUGGGUGUCACUGAGAUGUUCACUGACAACGCUGAUUUGAGCGGUAUCACGAAAGUUCCACUCAAAGUAUCCGAUGUUGCACACAAAGCGUUGAUAGAGGUUGGCGAAGAUGGCACCACUGCUGCUGCCGCUACAGUCAGCAACAUGUUCAGAAUCUCGGGAAUGAUUUUUUCGGAGGAUCCUAUAUCUUUCAUAGCAAACCACCCCUUCAUGUUCGUACUUACCAAAAAU